Ipomoea triloba (trilobed morning glory) is the source of this 1125-nucleotide messenger RNA. Its product is annotated as ethylene-responsive transcription factor 5. Lineage: Eukaryota; Viridiplantae; Streptophyta; Magnoliopsida; Solanales; Convolvulaceae. Gene Ontology annotation, biological process: regulation of DNA-templated transcription; ethylene-activated signaling pathway. Bases 115 to 1053 code for a protein of 312 amino acids. The record is from RefSeq and is a predicted model, not a curated record. The transcript has a single exon. Gene Ontology annotation, molecular function: DNA-binding transcription factor activity; DNA binding.
UUCCAUCAACCAAAGCCUAUCCAUAAUCACCUUCAUCCUCAACACUCGCAAAUUCAGCCCAUCCAUCCAUCCAUCUUCCUAGCUUCUCUCAUCUGCUCUAACUCGCAACCUAGCAUGGCGAGUUUUGAUGAAGUGUCUACUCUCGAGCAUAUCAGAAAUUACCUUCUUGGAGAGUACUCUCCAAGGGAGUUCAAUUUUGAUAGUAGGUUGAGCCAUAGCUGCAGCAGCAGCAGUGGGAGCAGCUGCUCAGCAGUUGAAGUUUCGAGCUCGCAAUCGGAAUUUCUCAUGGAUUCAUUGAGUUUCCAGGAGAAUUUUUUUGAUUUCAAAGCAGUUAACCAUACGCAAAAUCAGAGCAAUAUAGUCGUUCGGGAAUCACAAUCCUCGUUUUCUAGCUCCUGCUCCUCAUCAAUCAAUGAUAACAAAUUCUCCAACUCGGAAUCACACCCCCAAAUUAUUGACCUAACUCCACCAACAACACAAGCCCCAUCAUGUAAAGAGAGAAAGCCUUCAUUGAAGAUUGAUUUAUCCCCAGCGGUGAACAAAAUUGAAUGGAUCGAGUUUAGCAGCUCGAUGACGGUGCAACCGCCGGUGCACGCGGAGGAGGAGGAGGAGAAAAGGCGGUACAGAGGAGUCCGACAGCGACCGUGGGGGAAGUACGCGGCGGAGAUCCGAGACCCGAAACGCCGCGGGUGUAGGGUUUGGCUGGGGACGUUCGACACCGCAAUCGAAGCGGCUAAAGCCUACGAUCGAGCGGCUUUCAGAAUGCGGGGGAGCAAAUCGAUUCUCAACUUUCCAUUACUAGUUUCCAAGUACAAACUUGAACAGGCACAGGCACACGCCGCCGAAGACGGUGGCCGGAAGCGCCGGAGGGAAGAGACGACCUCGACAGCUGUAAUGAAGAAAGAGAAAUCGGAGGAACGGCCUUUAACGCCGUCAAGCUGGAAUACCAUCUCGGAUUGGGAUCAGAGUGUUAACGGAAUGUUUAACCUGCCGCCCUUAUCGCCGUUAUCUCCUCACCCUGCUUUGGGUUAUCCCCAACUCGCCGUAAUCUAGCGUUGUACAAAUUUUGUAUUUUAACAACUUUUAAGAAUUACGGAGUACAAAAUAAGACAAAAAUUCCCAAAA